This is a messenger RNA of Babesia microti strain RI, 420 nucleotides long. RefSeq names its product signal recognition particle subunit SRP19. The transcript has 3 exons. Gene Ontology annotation, molecular function: 7S RNA binding. Gene Ontology annotation, biological process: SRP-dependent cotranslational protein targeting to membrane, signal sequence recognition; SRP-dependent cotranslational protein targeting to membrane. Bases 1 to 420 code for a protein of 139 amino acids. Gene Ontology annotation, cellular component: signal recognition particle, endoplasmic reticulum targeting. The record is from RefSeq and is a predicted model, not a curated record. Lineage: Eukaryota; Apicomplexa; Aconoidasida; Piroplasmida; Babesiidae.
AUGACCGAAGAAGACACUUGUUCAUGGAACAUAGUGUACCCGUGUUACAUUGACAAGUCCAAGAGCUGUUCCGGUGGUAGGAAAGUAGCUGCUCAAUACACAGUUGAUAAUCCCACGGUUGAUGAAAUAAAAUUAGUUUGUGACAGACUUGAACUUAAGUGCUUAAUUGAACGGGAAAAAUCGCAUCCGAAAGACUGGCCACCAAAGGGACGAGUUCGAGUCUAUUUACCUUCCAACACAAACACGUCCAAUAGUCAAGUGAUCACUAAAUUACAAUUACUAAGGAAAGUCGGCUCUAUGAUCCCUAUGCUAAAGUCCAGGCAAGAGCUCCCCUCCACCUCAAAGACAAAGCCCUUGAUAGCCGGCGUUGGAGAACCAACCCUGUCAAAAUCUCACAAAGGGAAAAAGGGUAAAAAGUGA